UUUCAUGCUGGACAGUCUUUUGGAAUUCGGUGAUAUACGGGCUUCUAACAGCGAGAUGACUUUAAUGCAUUAUCUGUGCAAGGUUCUCGCCUGUAAGUUACCAGAACUUUUAGAUUUUCAUGUGGAUCUUGUUAGUCUUGAGUCUGCAUCUAAGAUACAAUUGAAGUAUUUGGCAAAUGAAAUGCAAGCAAUCAGUAAGGGACUGGAAAGGGUUGAACAAGAACUUGUUGCAUCUGCAAAUGAUGGCCCUGUAUCUGAAGUUUUCCAUAAUAUAUCAAAAGUGUUCAUGGACUCUGCUGAGUUAGAAGUGCGACAUUUAAUAAAUUUGUAUUCUCAAGUGGGUAGAAAUGCUGAUGCAUUAUCCCUAUAUUUCGGUGAAGACCCUAGUCGAUACCCUUUUGAGCAAGGUAACAUAUACACUAUAAUAGGUUUGACUUAUUUCUAUAAAUUAAUCGACGUGGAUUUUUUUAUGGUUUGCAGUUACUCAGACCCUUUUUAACUUUGUGAGGCUAUUUCGAAAAGCUCAUGAAGAGAACUUCAAAUAGGCUAAACAAUAAAAAAAGAAAGCUCCAAACAAUGUUGAAAAGGCAGGAGUUUGAAUGGAAUUUAUUCUUCGCAAGAUCUUGUCAAAGGGUUGGGCGGGUGCCAGCCCGAUGCUAGCCACAACCACACUUGAAGUGAACCAAACUGUAAAGCCUGUUUAUAUGGAAAUGGAGUUGGAUACCUUUUUUAGUUACGUACUAUCUUAUCAUCCGGGAUUGCUUCCGACUCGAGAAAAUUACUUAUAUUGAAAACUAUUAUGAUUAAUACAUAAUUAAAAUGAUAUUGUAUGCUGACAUAACCAGUUGCUCUAAGUUCAAGUGUUGUAGCAGGCCCCAAUCUUCUUAACU
Messenger RNA from Helianthus annuus (common sunflower), 890 nucleotides. RefSeq names its product putative formin-like protein 15b. The transcript is spliced from 5 exons. The coding region runs from base 5 to 499 and encodes 164 amino acids. Lineage: Eukaryota; Viridiplantae; Streptophyta; Magnoliopsida; Asterales; Asteraceae. The record is from RefSeq and is a predicted model, not a curated record.